AUGCGCAUUCAGAAACGUCCAUUGCGAAGCUCGAUCCAGGUCGUGCUGCCGUCCCGAGUGCGCCCGUACACGCGCGGCAGCGGCCCUGCGCUUGCACCGCUGCGAAUCGCCCUGAAGAACGACUCGACUGCGUACAUCACGGCCAAGGAUGUGCUGCCCACCAGCACGAGGAGCGGUGGCCUGAAGCUGCAGAUGCACUACGUUGUACGGUGGACAGACCUCCCGGCUGCCUCGGUGCUCAUCCCCGCCACGCACAUUCUCGACCAUGUUUCACCCCGGGCGCUGGAAGACUACGAGUACCGCCUGUUGCUGGAGGCCGAGGCGGCAGAGGCAGGGCAGAGAAACGAGGCCGAGUCGGCUGCAGCAAUGGUCGCUGCCGGGGCGAUGAGCAUAACGGGCGCGUCUGGUGCGCCGCAGGCGAGGAAAAGGAAGCGUGGUCGUCCCAACAAGGCUGACCAGUUGAUGAGAGAAGACGCUGCAAGGCCUACCAAGGAAGAUGUUUCGGCCUUGCUCCCGGCCACGAGGACGACGGGCCCUUCCCUUUCCACGCCGCAGAAGUCGUUGAGCACGGCUAUCCAUGAGCUUGGCGUCGAAGAGGAUGUGGAAGACGAGUCUGAGGACGCCAUCUUCAAGCAACUAUACAGCCAACACGCUUCGCCAAGUCUGUGUAGUGACAACGUCGAUGCAGAGGGUUCCGAUGCAGAGGAGCCGGCGCACAGCCCUCCCGUCGAACUUAAUGCUCAUAACAGUACCCUGGUGCUCGACACCAAAUCCACCGUGACCCAGAGGCCAUCCUCCCCAAAGUCUAUGUCUACUUCUCAGUUUCGCAUAGAGAUACCACUAAGCUCUCAUGCUAAAACCGCGGGCCCGAGCGGUUUCACGCCUGCUGGUCGUAGCGCGGGAAGGUGGCCCUCAGAUUCACCUGUUCGGGUCCCAGCUACUAUCACUCAACAACGAACAACGCGGGACCAUCUCGCACAUUCUUCGCGGAAGAGGAAAAGGAAGAACAGCGUUGCUCCAGCUAACGCUCCAACUGACGAGUCCGCUUAUGAGGUGAAACGACUCGAAGACGACAAGAUUGUUGACGUCGAUGGUAAGAAAGAGCACUGGUUUCGGGUGAGAUGGGAAGGCAACUGGCCACCGGACCAGAACCCAACGUGGGAGCCCAUGGCCAAUAUACCGAGGAACUUGGUGAAGAAGUACCUCAAAAAGAGAGGAGCCAAGGCCGAUUCCGUGCAUGUGGGUUUGGACGAGGUCGAUGGGGGCCCGAUCAUACCGAGGAGGAAAUAUUCAAGCGUGGCAGAGGCAUUCGCUGGGGAAAUAGAGGAUGCCCCCCACGGGCAGAGUCCUCGCAACACUGGUGAUGACUACGCCGGGGAAGAAAGGCUACUGGUUGAUGAGCAUGAGUCGACCCCGAUGCCAUUUCGAUUUUCCGUACACGGUACGACCAGCCUUGAUUUCGCCGGUGCGUUUGGUAUGUUCCAUGGCGAUGGAAACGGUCAGGACAACCUCGACCCACCUCUCUAG
Molecule: messenger RNA, 1527 nt
Organism: Neoarthrinium moseri
Lineage: Eukaryota; Fungi; Ascomycota; Sordariomycetes; Amphisphaeriales; Apiosporaceae
Exons: 1
Coding region: 1-1527 (508 amino acids)
Source: RefSeq, a predicted model, not a curated record